Messenger RNA from Lutra lutra (Eurasian river otter), 5562 nucleotides. RefSeq names its product regulator of G protein signaling 13 (gene RGS13). The record is from RefSeq and is a predicted model, not a curated record. Lineage: Eukaryota; Metazoa; Chordata; Mammalia; Carnivora; Mustelidae.
UAGAGAGGGCAGAGUGCCAUCAAAGGUGAUUACAGAGAAAGUAAAGUUAUUUUAUGCCAGGCAAAACAAAAUGCUGGGUAUCUCAUAGUGUUUCAGAACCUGAUUUCAAAAGGAUCAUACAGCUAGAAAAUAAAAUUUAGCAUGGUGGACCGUUCUACAGGAUAUAUUUGUCAAUGGAAUUUUUCCAUAAUCAUACUACUAACAUGAGAAAAAAAUGAUUGUUAUUGAUUUGAAAUUUGACAAAAUUCCAAAGGCUACCUUUUCUCUUCUCAUUUUAGAGAGCUCUUCUGGCCAAACAAAUCCUUCCCGGCAGCUUUGUCCCUUCAAUAUGAUGUGUGCACCCGAAGUGCCUGACCUGCUACAGAAGAUCCGGCUACUUCUAAGCUGGAACCCCAGCUACUAAUAUAAUGUGUGAACAACAGAAAUAGAGGAACAUGGUACAAAAGAACAGGAAGACUUGCAAAGGAGUGUACUAAUACACUGAAGAAUGGAUAAGGUUAACUGGAAGAUUUACGAGGUCUGAGUUGAAAUUUAAAAAGGGGAAGGAAUGCAGUCUGACAGAAUGUGUGUUUCCUGUACAUACAAGAGAGUUCAGGAAAUAUUUCCUGAGUGACAGAAUGCAAGAAGCUACAGGAAGAUCAGAUUAACUGGAACAGAAAGUUUUUGCGUACAAGCAUUUUUCUAAUCUUUACAAUCUCAUUUUAGAGACAAGGAAAUUGAGAAUCUAAGUUUACUUACAAUUACACAGCUAAUAAGAUCCUGAACUCACGGCCGUGUUUGUCUGGCUUUGGAGCAUAGAAUUAUUUUAACAUACGCAAUCACCUGUCAAGAGCUGUGGGAACUCUCUAAACUCUAGAGCAUCUCGAAAUUACUUUACCUUUGUCAUGCGUCUGACCUCAGUACAUGUUGCAUACUAAGCCUGUUCUACCUUUGCCAAACAAUUCCAACAAAGUUCUUAAAAAUAUAAGAUAACUUGUAAAUAGACAUGAAUUUUAGUUUUUACAGAAAUCACUAAUGUGUGCACAUAGGUCUGAUUCAUCAAGGGAGCAGACAAUGACAUACAAAAAAUAGUGUUAAAUACAGUAGGGAGGGAGAAAUCAUGGCCCAGCAGAAGCCAGGGAUGACUCGUCUUAUUGACACAUGACGGAAAGAACGUCUUCACCAGCCUCCUACUUAGAAGAGAAGCGGGGAGCCAUUGGAUAAUCUGCAUUUUAGAGGUGAUUACAGAGAUAAAGAAUCUUAAAAUUUAAUUCAUGGUCCAAUUAUGCACAGGGUCAGUUAUGAAUAACCAAUCAAUGUAAAAGAUUUUUUAGCCUCAAUUAUUUCAGUGUUAAUCAUCUUUGGUCAGAUUUAUCUUUCUAACAAAGCAUCUUAUUUUCAUCACACUAUUAUUCAAAGACCUCAGUGAAUAUUGCUACAACAGGAUAGAGCCCAACAUUUAAGACCAUCCAGAAUCUGUCUGCACACACAGUUAACCUUAUAAUCAACUCUCUCUUUUGCUUAAAUUGAUUUAAAUCUAUAUUUGCAAUCACAAGAGUCCUAAAUUUUUUUUUUCCUAUAGAUAUACUUAGCUACUUGUCCCUUGCUCCUCCUUAUGGGAGAGACCCAUAUAGAAAAUGAAAUCCAUCAGACCACAGAACCCCCAAAUUCUUAUCCCCAAACCUGCAAAUAUACUUAGAUCUAGACCUAUUCCAGUUACAAAAAAACAGCUAUUUCUUCCUCUAUUUUCACUUCCAAUUUUCUAUCCCCCAAUCUGAAUUCUAGUCCCUUAAAACAAAAAUUUUUUUUUCAGAAACCUAAUGUCUAUUGAUUUUCCUCCUUUCUCCUAAGUCUACAACUCCUUUCCAUGGACACUAUUUGCCAAUCUGAGGGCAGGUCACUUACACUGUAGAUUUUGUGAACCAGAUUCUUAGAGAUGUGCAGGCCAGAACAGCCAGAGAGCACAGUCCUGCCUCUUGGUCUCUGUUAUAUUGUUUGUUCCAUGGCUUUCAUUAGAUGGGGAGGAAGGAAGGGUGAGAGGGAGGGAAGAAACAGGAAUGGAGAGAGGGAAAAGGAGAGAAAGAAAGUACAAGUAGCCCUAUAUUUGUCCUGGUCUCUAUUUCCUCUUGUUUUCUUCCCUUUUGCUUCUGCCCUCCCUGUUUGCCAAAACCCCUCUCACCAGGGCUCUUGAUGACCUUCUUGUUAGCAAAUCUGAUGGAUAUUUGCUAGCCCCUUGUCCUCUCUCUCUCUCUUUUUUUGAGAGAGUGUUCACAUGUGCAUGGAACAGGCAUAGGAGUGAAGGGAGGGGCAAAGGGAGAGGGAGAGAGAGAAUCUAAAGCAGACUUCAUGCCCAGCAUGGCAGGGUUCGAUCUUAGGACCCUGAGAUCAUGACCUGAACCAAAAUCAAGAGUAGGAUGCUUAACCAACUGAGCCACCCAUUCUUUUUUCCUUCAUCUCUUCCCAGCUCUUAACACUCAACUGACUAGUCUUUGCUUUUUGAUAACUCAUUCCUUGGUUUCUGUUUAUACUCUGAAGCCUUCUUCAGGCUUCACUUUCUCAGUGUGUUUCUGAGUCAUCUGUCCUGGGCCAUCUACUUUUCUUAGUUCAUAUUCUCUUCCUGGACCAUCUUAUCUUUUCUUUUGGUUUCUCCUAUGUGUUUUAUAAAAACUGCCACCUUUAUUUUGAGUUCAAAUCUUUUAUCUGAACUUGUUUCCUUUAUUUCUCCCACCUUCCACAUCCAAUACAUCAAGUUCUCCACCACGUCUAAAAUCUGUCCCCCUCCCUUCACCUCUCCUGCCACCUUCCUAAUCUAACCCUGUAAGACCCUCACCUACAUUCCCGUAGGCAAUCUCCUAACUAGUCUUCCAGAUUCCACCCUUGCAUCAUUACAAUCAAUUCUACUCACAAAACCCAUCUCAUAUGUUAGCAUGUCACAUUCAUAUUUUAAAAUCUUUAAUAAUUUUCCAGCUCCUUCCUAUGAAAUUGAUGGUGUGUAUGGCCCAACAUGCUUAGCUUUUACAGGUCUUCCAACUUCAUCUCUCAUCACUUUCUUGCUGCAAUGAACAUUUUGGAACAUGAUUAUUGAUCCAAUCUUAGUUCUCUAGCCCAUUCUCUCAGCUCUCUCCCUGCCAUAUUCUAGAUUCAUGAGAAGACUACAUUCCUUUCAUUUCCUCAAUUAGGACAUGAACCAUUGCCCAAGCUGCCCUGUCCUCUUCACUCAGCACAUUCCUGCAUGUCCUGUGGGUUCCAGCUCAGCUAUUACUAUACUGGGACGCUGUCUCUAACCACCCCCAAGUCUGGCUAGGUUCUUCUGCUAUGUAUACUCAUGGCCCACUGGACUUCCUAUCUCAAAGUCCCCAUCAGAGAGACUUCAACUGCUUGCCAGUGAAGAUAGGAAGAGGAAAAGACAGGAUCCGCAUGGAACACUGGCAGCAAGAACUUGGCACAUAACAAGUGUUCAACAGAUGUUUUGAAUGAAUCAGUGAAGACUAAUAUGAAAACUCACUGUUAUCCUUAAUAGUUCAUUGUGUGUAAGUGUGCAUACAUAUUUAGAAAAUAUUUCCAUCUCUCAUUAUAAAUUGUAGAUUUAAGUACUCUUAAUUUUUUGAGUUGUUUUCUCAAUGUUCUGAGUUUAAAACCCUCUAUAACAUACACUGCUAUAUAAAGCCUGGGCUGAGUAAACUGUACCUAAAUUUUAAAGCCAAGGUUAUGCUGCCAACAAUGGAGAAAACGAGGUAAGCAAUCCCCUUCUCAGAAUUCACCCUUAAGGAAUCUUAUUUUUUUACUUAGCUAUAUACACUAUUUUGGCUAAUUACAAAGAAGUAAAUUCUUGUGCAAUAUAUUGAGAGAUCUUUCUAAAACUAAGAAUUACCCAAAAAAGGGGAGACUCAGAAGUUGAAUUCAUUGUUGGUGGGCACUAAAUGGGAAGAUCUUUCUCAGUAAGCUGUAUUUUUUUUAAAACAUGAUUGGGAUGAAUAAGUGGCCCAGGUGGGUUCUAAAGUCACAACUCGAAGUACCUGUAUUUCUAAAAAAAUAUUUAUAAGAUGAGUUAUUUUAUUCUCAUCUCUCCUCCCCACCUCCACCAGUGAUUGUAUCCCAUUAAUUUCAAAAACUGAUGCUUAUUUUUUCAUGAUUUAUAAUUUUGUGUGUUCCUGAGACAUUGACUCUAGCAUAUAAUUAUUUUAAAUGACUAAAUUAUACUAAGUACAUUUUGUAUUGCUUUAGAAAAAUGAGCAGUUGGAAUUGUUGGAUUUGCAAGAUGUGCAGAGAUGAAUCUAAGAGGCUUCCUUCAAACAUUACUUUGGAGGAAGUAUUACAGUGGGGCCAGUCUUUUGAAAAGCUGAUGGCUACAAAAUAUGGUCCAGUAGUCUAUACAGCAUACUUAAAAAUGGAGCACAGUGAUGAGAAUAUUAAAUUCUGGAUGGCCUGUGAAACCUAUAAGAAAACUGCCUCACGGUGGAGCAGAAUUUCUAGGGCAAAAAAACUUUAUAAGAUUUACAUCCAGCCACAGUCCCCUAGAGAGAUUAACAUUGACAGUUCAACAAGAGAAACUAUCUUCAGGAAUAUUCAAGAACCCACUCAAACGUGUUUUGAAGAGGCUCAAAGGAUAGUGUAUAUGCACAUGGAAAGGGAUUCCUAUCCCAGAUUUCUAAAGUCAGAAAUGUACCAGAGACUUUUGAAGACUAUUCCGUCCAACAACAAUUCCUAACUAUCACUCAAAAGUAUAAAUUGAAAAUGGUGUAUUGAAAGUGCUGGCUUUGUUUCUUUAAUUAACACAUACACACACACACACACACACACACACACACCAUCACACACUUACAAUCAGAAAUAGAAGAGGAAUGAAAUAGAAGAAAUCAAAUUGCAUAUUAAUUUCUUCUCAUUCUCAAAGAAAAACAGAUCCCCAAAGGGAUGGACUCUUGAACAGUUAUAACAUGAAAAACACAGUUUAUGGCUUGCCUAUGUAGCUCAUGUAACAUAUAGGAAAAAUGAAGGCCUUCAUAACACCAAUAUUAUGAAGUUUUUACUACAGUAGUCAAUAAUGAUGGUUUCUUAUUAGUGAAAUUUUGUUGUCAUAAUGCACAGAUCAGUUCUUUAAAAACUGUAGCUAUAUGAGCUGUCUCUAGCGUGAGUGUAUUGUACAGAUGGAGUGCUUGUAAUAACUUCAGUUAGUAGACAAACUUAGUAUAUGAAGUACAAUCAAUGGUCUAAUAUUAUGAGUAAUAUAAAAAGUUGUGUCUUGAGAGAUAUUUUAUCUGUGAAAUUUUCCUAUUCAUAAUUAAACUUCUAUAUCAUAUAUAUCUUCUACAUGUGAAAAAUUGCUGAUGAUUCUAAGCUAUUAAUAAUGUAUAAAAUUCUUCAUUUAUUUGUAUAUUGAUAUAAGGGUAGAAAACUUAGUUCCUAUAUUUUAAGUAUUGUUUCCUCACAAUGUGAAUUUAUCAUGGUCCUGAUAAUCAAUAAAUCUAAAUAUAAACUAAAGUCUUAUAAAUCCAUGCUUUUACGAUUGUCAUAUGAUCUCCCUGAUACAAAGAAUUUGAGAGGCAAUGUGGGGGUUUGGGGGGUAAGGAAGGAAAAAAGGAAACA